Molecule: messenger RNA, 1715 nt
Organism: Penicillium antarcticum
Lineage: Eukaryota; Fungi; Ascomycota; Eurotiomycetes; Eurotiales; Aspergillaceae
Product: eukaryotic translation initiation factor 3 subunit E
Exons: 3
Coding region: 1-1359 (452 amino acids)
Biological process (GO): translational initiation
Cellular component (GO): cytoplasm; nucleus; eukaryotic translation initiation factor 3 complex
Molecular function (GO): translation initiation factor activity
Source: RefSeq, a predicted model, not a curated record
AUGGCAGCCAACGCCCCUCCUUCCGCUGAGACCCUGCUCAGCGGCGCUGCUGCUCAUCAGCCCAAGACCGCCGAGGAGAUCGCCUCUCAGCACGAUUUGCUCCCCCGACUGAUCCCGUACCUCGACCGUCACCUCGUUUUCCCCCUGCUCGAAUUCAGCGCCGGCAGCGAUGAGGAGGACAAGGAGAUCACCCGGGCCAAAUAUGAGCUCCUCAAGCACACCAACAUGACCGACUACGUUGCCAACUUGUGGCAAGAAAUCAACAACUCCGACACCAUUCCCGACGAGUUUGUGAAGAAGCGCGAGGAGGUUUUGGCCAAGUUACAGCACUACCAGGACCAAAGCGAGAAGAUUUCCGAGUUGCUGCAGGAUGAGGAGGUCGUCGGUAACUUGCGGAGCGACAAGGCCGCUAACUUGCGGUUCCUCGAGGAGCAACACGGUGUCACAAACGAGAUGGUUAACAGCCUCCACGACUACGGACGUUUCCAGUACAGCUGUGGUAGCUACGGAAACGCUGCUGAGCUGCUUUACCAGUUCCGUGUUCUGUCCACCGACAACGACAAGGUUGCCUCCGCCACGUGGGGUAAGUUGGCCUCAGAAAUUCUGACCACCAACUGGGAGGGUGCCAUGGAGGAGGUUCAGAAGGUCAAGGACUCGAUCGAGACUCGCCUUUUCAACAACCCUCUCGCUCAGCUCACCAAUCGCUCUUGGCUCAUCCACUGGUCGCUGUUCCCCUUCUUCAACCACGACCCCGCCCGCGACGUCCUCACCGACCUCUUCUUCUCCCCCGCCUAUAUCAACACCAUCCAGACCAGCUGCCCUUGGGUUCUCCGUUACCUUGCCGCCGCCGUCAUCACCAACCGCAGCCGUCCCCACAAGCACUCCGGUGUCUACCAGAAGCAAUUGAAGGAUCUGAUCCGUGUUGUUCGCCAGGAGGACUACGAGUACACCGACCCCAUCACCGAUUUCGUCAAGGCCCUUUACGUCGAGUUUGAUUUCGAGGAGGCACAGAAGAAGCUCGGUGAGGCCGAGGAGGUUCUUCGCAGCGACUUCUUCCUUGUUUCCGCGGCCGAUGCUUUCGUUGAGGCUGCCCGUCACCUCAUCUCCGAGAGCUACUGCAAGAUCCACCAGCGUAUUGAUAUCAACGAUCUGUCUGCUCGUCUCGGCCUGAACCAGGAUGAGGGUGAGAAGUGGAUUGUCAACCUGAUCCGCGACACCCGGGUUGACGCCAAGAUUGACUAUAAGGAGGGCACUGUGAUCAUGAACCACCCUCCCCAGUCUGUCUACCAACAAGUCAUUGAGAAGACAAAGGGUGCCUUCUUCCGCACACAAGUCUUGAGCUCUGCUGUUGCAAAAUAAAUUCCCGCAUGACCUGAUGCCGAAAACUGAACUUUUCUCCGUUAUGUGAUUUUGAAACCUGUUUCUGCCUACCCAUUUUUAGUGAUCUCCCCGUGUAGGUCACAACACGGUUGUUUGAGGGAUGGGACUCCGUGCAGAGUGGCAUCCGGCUGGCGUUCUUCGGUGGUCCACCUUAUUUUCUUUACCUCUUUAGUCAUCUUACAGUUCCUACAAAGCUCUCUCCCUCCCUAUAUUUUCACUUCUUUGCCGUCAGAUGUUUUGCUUGACCUCUUUAUGUAUUGGCCAUUUCUGACCCUGGAGGUUUGGAGGGAGGCGGAGAAUCUCAAAAAGCAGCCACGAGAGAAAUGUGGCGUCCC